This is a messenger RNA of Symbiodinium sp. CCMP2592, 1185 nucleotides long. The record is from the annotation of a GenBank genome assembly. Lineage: Eukaryota; Dinophyceae; Suessiales; Symbiodiniaceae.
AUGGUGUGCGCUUCAUGGACCAUGAGGCAGCCAGCAUUUGGCAGUAUGUCUUUCCGGCUUCUCGGUUGGGGAGAUUGGGGAGUGCGAUGUGCCUCGGACUGUUGGCAAGUGAGCUCUCAUGGUCGGGUUUCGAAUACCACCGGCAAAGUUCAUAAUGGAUACCUUACCUGCUCCGGGUAUCGCAAGGCGCGUAUUGGCGGCAAACUCUACAAUGUGCAUCGCCUAGUGGCUGCAGCUUUUUUGGGUCCUCCAGCAGAUCCGAACUGUUGGCAGGUAAAUCACCUGGACGGUGACCCUUCGAACAACCACCUGUCCAACCUGCAGUAUGUGACGCCAGCGGAGAAUCAGAGGCAUUCUUGGGCAACCAACCUGGGUCGGCAGACCGCUGCGGCCAAGCUGGGCCGUCCAAUCGUAUGGCGGCCCUGUGGUGAAGAGACUUGGUCAAUUUGUUCCUCUCAUCGGGAAGCCGAAAGGCUGCUGGGUGUUUCGACGGGCUCUGUCUCAAGGUGCCUCAAUGGUUUCGCCAGAAGGGCCUCUGGAAAUGGUGUUUGGUACGAAUUCAACGCAGCCCCGUCAGAUGAGGAAAGCCCGCUCCCUGCUGAGAUCUGGCAGGCUGGACGAUAUCCUGGAGAGCCUGACAUCAUCCCAAAUCUUAUGGUUAGCAACCACGGCCGGAUCUCGCAAGCCCGUGUCGGAACUGCGAGCCGCGGUACUCGCCUCAGAAAUGGCUACUAUGCCUUUGUAAGAGCCUACAGGUAUAUGCUUGUGCACCGUGCAGUUGCUGCGACAUUUCUGGGUCAGCCAGACACUGCAGACACCCAGGUCAACCACAAAGAUCUCAAUCGAGGGAACAACCGCCUGGAAAACUUAGAAUACGUCACUGCGGCGCAGAACUCGAAGCACUCUUGGCAAAUGAGGCCAAGGGAUAUGCGCAAGCCCUUCGUUGGAAAGGAAGUGCAAGCCUGCUGUAUUGCAUCCGACUCGUCUACACGGCCCUGGCUGGACUUUGAUUCAAUCUCCGCUGCGGCGAGACAUACGGGGAUUUCCAAAGACAGAAUUGCACGCAUCUGCAAGGGACUUGGCCGUAGUGCCUCCUGGCAUUUCAGGUUUGCUCCAAAAGAGCUCAUUCCCGGCGAGGAGUGGCGGGCCGUGGUUCUCGAAGGGGCGCGAAGAUCCCCCUGCUAG